AUGGCAGGCCCACCGCUUCAACCGACCUGGGAGGGUUACAUCGGGUCGACGUCGGACGCGCUGGUCCUGUACGAGAGCAGCUUCCAGGGUCGCGUCAGCCAUGUGCCUCGUCGUCCCCACGACCGCGAGAGGCAGGACAUCAUCCGCAGUGGCAGCGUCUUCAUCUACGAGGAGCACGCCUCGGGCAUCAAACGGUGGACCGACGGCAUCUCGUGGAGCCCGAGCCGGAUCCUCGGCAACUUCCUCAUCUACCGCGAGCUCGAGAAGCCGUUCCCGCCCGGCGAGAAGAAGCGGGCGCUGAAGAAGAAGAAGAGCCCGUCGGGCGGCGUGGCCAAGAACGAUCGGUCGACGCGCGGCAGCGUCUCCGACUACCCCGUCGGCGGCAGCUUCGACGCCGGCAGCCGCGACGCCGAGAGGGCCCUCGUCGGCUCCCUCGUCGACUCGUACCCCUUCAAGCAGGAUGGCCUCGUCAAGAAGACCAUCAGCAUCCUCUUCCGCGGCGUCGCCCACCACCUCGUGAGCUACUACAACGUCGAGGACGUGGCCCGGGGCCGCCUGCGGACGCCGACCAAGGAUCCCGCCAUGAUCGGCAUCGUGCCCCGGCUCGAGCUCCUCUCGGAGCAGCACUUCCGCUCGCCCAUCGACGAGGUCGAGUACAGCCAGGACGGCAACCCCAACUUCCUCGCCAUGCAGGGCCUCUCCGUCUCGUCCGACUUCCCCAGCAACGGCGGCAGCGUCCUGCACCGCAUGUGGACCAACUCGACGGCCCACGCCGCCGGCCUCCAGUCCUCGCCCCAGGCCUACGCGCCCCCCCUCCAGUCGGGCUACCCCUACCAACACGGCCAGCCUCACGCGUACGACGAGUCGGUCAACCAGGUCAUCUCGACCGGCAUGCCGCCGCCGCCGCCCAUGGCCGGCCCUCAUCACCUCCCCUCGUCGAUGACGCCGCCGGCCCAGCUGUCGCUGCCGCCGCCCGACUCGUCGUCGAUGACGACGUACGCGACGACGCCUCAAGGCCAGGGCAACUACACGCUGGACCCGAGCCGGCCGAACCGCUACGGCGCGAGCGCCAGCAUCUCGCACGAGUUCCCCCGCCACAUGCCCGCCCACGGCUCGCCGCGCCGCCACUCGACCUUUGAGCCGGGCGCCCCUCCCUCGUCGGACAUGUCGGCGCCCAUGACGCUCGGUCCCAUCGCCGAGUCGAGGACGGGCGCCGCCGGCGGGACCGGCUACCUCUCGCAGCAAUCCCAUUACUUCCUGCCCCAGCGGUCCGCCGCCCCCUUGGCCGGCCAGGACGGCCACAUCUUCCCCGAGCCUCGCUCGAGCAAGGGAACCGACGAGGCUGCCGGCGGCGAGACGGCACCGCAGGAGUACGCCCUCGACGACGGGUCCGAGUCUUGGACCUUUGAGCCCGUCGACGGCACCCAGGACCAGCAGUACUUUGGGGAGCAGUCCAACGGCGCCGCGGGACCGUGGAACGGCAAGUGGAACGGCAAGUGGAACGGCAGCUCGAGCGGCAUGAGCCGCUAA
Messenger RNA from Drechmeria coniospora, 1530 nucleotides. RefSeq names its product Gti1/Pac2 family protein. The transcript has a single exon. Lineage: Eukaryota; Fungi; Ascomycota; Sordariomycetes; Hypocreales; Ophiocordycipitaceae. The coding region runs from base 1 to 1530 and encodes 509 amino acids. Gene Ontology annotation, molecular function: DNA binding. The record is from RefSeq and is a predicted model, not a curated record.